Messenger RNA from Conger conger (European conger), 660 nucleotides. Its product is annotated as transmembrane protein 252-like. Lineage: Eukaryota; Metazoa; Chordata; Actinopteri; Anguilliformes; Congridae. The coding region runs from base 1 to 660 and encodes 219 amino acids. The record is from RefSeq and is a predicted model, not a curated record. The transcript is spliced from 2 exons.
AUGCAGGAGAACACCAGGAGCACCACUGGUAACCUGCAGCCUCCAGCAACAGCCUCCAACCGAAGCCCCCACCUGCCUGCACAGCCCCCUUCCACAGACACAGGGAAGAUGGUCCCGGGCAAGUGGGUGAGGGAGACGCUCCUGACCUUCGCUCGGGUCUCCCUCCCCACCCUGGGCUUUGGCUUCACCUGCCUGGGGGCCUUCCUGCUGUCCACCAGCAAGGGCGCCGCCAGCCACCCCGCCCAGGCGCCGUCCGCCUACGCCUGCAUCGCCCUGGGGUUCCUCCUGCUGAUCGUCGGGGUCUUCUGGGCCUUGCUUCUGAGGAGCAAGGCCUUCCUGCAAAGCCACCGAAGACGGCCACGACACAGGGACAGCCACGUCUUCACCGUCGACAGGCCUGAUUUUUACCCACCGUCCUAUGAAGAGUCCUCGUCUGGAGACGCAGAGAGCGCGUGGGUCGCUGAGACCGAACCCCGCUACAACAUAGCCCCUCCCCUUUACACGGCGAGCACCGCUGAGGUCCCCAGUGAGGCCUACAGCUCGGAGGACCCGCCCCCGUACAGCGAGACUCCCGUCCAGGGCGCGGGCCACCCGGACACCCCCCCUGCAAACCCCGCCGCCAGUGCCACACUGCCGAACGUCCCUCUCGACGGACAUUAG